Messenger RNA from Closterium sp. NIES-65, 3594 nucleotides. NCBI's taxonomy places the organism in Eukaryota, Viridiplantae, Streptophyta, Zygnematophyceae, Desmidiales, Closteriaceae. The record is from the annotation of a GenBank genome assembly.
AUGGACUCGAAGCCCAUUAGAUCCAAGCUAGAAGGCGAAGUAGCGUACUUACAACGGAUACUAGUAGAGCAGCGGGAGGAGAAGGAGCUAGAGAUACAAGCGCUAAGAGAGACUUUGAACCAGAUAGUGACGCGCCAUGCGGAGGAGCUUCAGGCAGUGAACAGCCAAUGGGAGGGACUUGUGGGCACACUCAGAGAGGAUGGCGAUGGGGAGCUGCCCGGCGGCGGAGCGCACACAGCCCAGAUUAAGGACCAAGCGAUGUUCUCCAAGAAGCUAGCUGCUCGAGCAGCAGCGGCAGCACUAGCGAUAGAUAGAAUGAAUCCUACGUUAGACUCCGAUGCGGUUUACCGUGUGGGAUUAGCUGGAGCAGUGCGGUGCCCGCAUUGCGGAUGCGACAUUACUGAGACUGUGCGGGACGCAGACGUGCGGGAGAGAUGCACGAGCAGUGACGAGAGGGAGGGGCGGAAAGGGCGAAGCGGAGAGGUUAAGGGCGUCGAUGGGAUCGUGUCGCAGCUAUGCAUCACACGGCGUCGCCUGACGGACUCCCUCGUGCAGCUGCAGGUGUCGUGCAUGGACGACGCCGCUGCCGGCCUCAGCAGCGUAGACGCGCCUCCGGCAGCCCUUGCCACCCGUGCUAUGAGCCUAGUUUCGUUGUGUGACUUUGGAUGGUCGUCCAGCAGCGUGGGGAAAGAUCUGCCAGAGGGUGUUCGGCUUACCGCGGGAGGGCGUUGCGUGGACGGGGCUCGGCAGGCGAACGAGGCGUGGCUGUUGGAACUGUUCGUGUCGCAGGUGCAUCGUGUGGCGGAGUGCAUGGAGGCCUAUUGCGGGAACGUGUCCCGCCGCCUUUCACGGCAGGGUUAUAGAACUGAUCAUUUAGUGCUGGAGAUGGUGGGAGGAAAAGCGGCGCACCACGCGGACGAUGGCAGUGGGGCGGGUAGCGACGCGGAGAGCUGCCACAGCUACCAGCAUAGUCGGCGGCGGGGGCGGCAUCGCAGCGAGUGCGCGUCGCUGCUGGACUGCGUGCUGAACAUCGCGAGCUGCGUGCUCUUCACGGACUUCGAGGCGGAGGACUUCGUGCGCGCGGGUUUCAGCCGCCUGCUCAGCAACGACGAGCGCUGCGCCAUGAAGCUCUCCAAGUUCUUGGCGCUCAAGGAAAAGGACCGCGCGCUCAGAGGCAGCUUCGACGCCAUCCGCGAAGCCAAGUUCGCCCACUUCUGCUCGCGACGCCUGGAGGAGCUGGGCGAAUGGCUGCAGGCAGCGGCGCUGGCGGGGGGACGCGAGCUGACAGACGAGCGCAUGUCCACAGCGCUACUGGGCGAUGAAGGAGACGAAUUCGCUGCGGCGUCCUUUGAUGCGACCCUAUACUUGGACAGAACCGACUGGUCCACCAGCGACGCGCCGUUACUGGAGGUGGAGGACGGCCCGCAGCCCAUGAGCGCCAUCGGCGGGGAUCUCCGCCAUGACGGCGCGUCGCUGCGCCACGAGGGGCUGGCGCUGGAGAAGAACGCGGAGGCGCGGAGCCUCGUCGCCGUGCGCAACGCGCUGGAGGAGCUCGAGGCGCACCUGGAAUCGCUGCAGGACGUGAGUCCGGCGGAGCGCGAGUUGGCGCUGAUGGCGGUGGAGGCGAAGCGGCAGGAGCUGCUGCAACACCUGCUGGCGCACCAGGGCCGCGAGUGGCAGGUGGUUCAAGAGCUUCUGGGCUUCAUCGGCGACACGUCAGCGCCGCGCACGGACCUCAGUCUGCCGCCGUACACGCACCCCACGGCGCCCGGGCCCCUGCCGCCGCUGUACCACACGUUCCACCACCAGCAGCUGCAGAACCACCCGCCCGCCUCCCUCGCCACUCCACUGCCUGCGCCCCGCCGCCCCGCGCACGACCCGCCGCAACAGCAGACGACCCCGCAGGCCAAAGCGGUGGCGCAGCAGCAGCAGGGCAGGCGCGCGGAGGCACGCGCGCACUCUCAGCAUCAAAUUCCGGUGCAGCAGCAGCAGCAGCAGCAGCGGCGCAGGCAGCAGUCGCAGCACGGGCCGGCGGACUCGUCGUCGAGCAUGUCGUCGUCGCGGCUGCUCGGCGCGCAGUUCGGCACCGCCUCGUCCACGUCGUCGCCCGCGCACGACGACGGCGAGGUGGACCAGGCGCACGGCAAGGGCGCCACGCGCCCGGGGCAGGCGCGCGGAGGUAAACUGGCGCACAUGCAGCAGGGCAGCGACGGAGGGGAUGCCGGGAGGCAGGUGCGCUCCAUGGUGAGCGGAGAGGAGGGGUGGUGGUCGGAGGGGACUGGGCACGGGGGCACGUGUGCGGGGUGCAUGCGGGGUGAUGCAAGUGGCAGUGAGAGGGAGGAGCAGUCGUGGGGGAGUGAGGUAGCUGGGGUGAGAGGAGGCGGGUCGGUGAGCUGGCAGGGCACGCACGGGGAUGACAGCAGCACCGCUUGCAUGUGCUGCAGUGCGGCCGCUGCUGCUGGUGGUGGUGGCAGGAGCAGUGGGCUGACGAGCAACACAAGCCCAUACAUGUCAACAGCAGCAGGCAGGCCAGGCAGGUCUGCUGCCGCCGCCAUGGCUGCGCCCUCUCGCCCCUCCGCGACUCCUCCCGGCCCCACGGCGCUGCUGGGGUCUCUGGUACAGCGCGUGCUGCUGCCGUCCUGCCAGCGCGCCGCAGGGGUCAUCUGGGGCGGGUUCCGCAUGGUGCUGGGGAGAGGAGGGGGUGUGGGCGCACAGGUGGCGAUGGUGACAGUGGGAGUGUGCGUGGGCGGCAUGGGUGGCAGCGCAGGGAGCAAGAGCGGCGGUGGGAGUGGAGUGAUGGUGCCAUCGGUGGUGGUGUCUCGAGAGGCUGUGGUACCGCCAUGUGACGCCUUCCCUGCCACCAACCCCGCCUCCAACCCGCCCGCCUCCACUGCCCCCGCCACGCCGUCUGCCUCGUCCACCUCCCCUCGCUCCCAGCGCCAGCGCCAGCGCGAAGCCAUGGCGUCGCCUUCCGACGUCUCCUCCACUCUUCUCUCCCGCCAAGCCCUCGACGCGCUGGGUGCGGCGGAGGCGGCGGUGUCGCAGCUGGAGACGAGCCUAACGCCCAUCGUCGAUCGCUGCUCGUCGCGCGCGCUCGCGGCGGACCUCGCGCCCAUGGACCGCGCCAAGGCGCAUCUGGUGACGGCGCACGCGGCGGCGUCGCUGUUCUGCCUCGUGCUGCGGUCGUACGGGAUGGCGCCCAGCGAGCACGGCGUCGCGAAGGACAUGGCGCGCAUCGACUCCUACGUCCACAAGGUGCGCCUCGCCGACACCGCCGGCGGCGCCGGCGACGGCGCGGUGGGCGCGCCGACGUCGUCGCUGAACGUAGCGGCGGCGAACCGGUUCAUCGUGCACGCGAUCCCGGACCUGACACCCGAGCAACGGCGGCUGGUGCGCGAAGCAGGGAAGAAACGACGGCCGCGCGGAGGGGAUGGUGGCGGGGAAGGGACGGGGGGAGAGGGGGAGGAGGGAGGUGUGGGUGGGGGCGAGGCGGAGAGGGCGGGGAAGAAGGUGAAGAGCGUGCGACAGGCGGCAGAGGACUUUCUGGCCAUGGCGGCUGCUGACGUGGCGACGGAGGAGGGCGAGGAAAGAUAA